AUGCUAAUCACUCGCAACCAAAUCCUUUGUUUCAUCGCACUAAUUAUUUUUACAUUAACCUCACUAACUGAAUCUCGAUACCAUCACCACAAAGAGAAACACAAACACAAUAGCCAUAACCAUCACUCUUCAAAACCAGAACCCCCUUCUUCCUCAAUCUCUCAGCCUCCUACUCCUCCUCCGGGUCCUGAUGACUCACCUUCACCGUCACUACCACCGUCACCUAGCGACGAGCCUGAAGAAGACAACAAUGCAGUCUACAACGUGAGAAAUUUCGGUGCGGUCGGAGAUGGUAUCACAGACGACACGGAAGCAUUCAAAACGGCGUGGGACUCAUCAUGUAGCAACGGAAACGACACCGUUUCAGUUUUGCUUGUUCCUUACGGCUACACGUUUAUGAUCCAGUCUACUAUUUUUACCGGUCCUUGCCACUCUUACCAACUAUUCCAGGUGGACGGGACCAUUGUAACACCAGAUGGACCAGAAUCGUGGCCGAGCAAUAUAAGUAAAAGACAAUGGCUUGUCUUCUAUAGAGUCAACGGAAUGGCUUUGAAAGGCGCCGGAGUUAUAGAUGGCCGGGGACAGAAAUGGUGGGAUCUUCCCUGCAAACCUCACCGGACUGUCAACAAAUCUGCAAUUGUUGCUGGCCCUUGCGACAGCCCCAUUGCCUUGAGAUUCUUUAUGAGCUCGAAUCUAACGGUGGAAGGUCUACAGAUAAAAAACAGCCCACAAUUUCAUUUCAGGUUCGAUGGUUGUCAAGGAGUUCACGUUGAGUCUCUUCACAUUACUGCUCCGCCGUUGAGUCCCAACACUGACGGCAUCCACAUCGAAAACUCCAACUCCGUUACCAUCUACAACUCAGUCAUCUCCAACGGAGACGAUUGUGUAUCGAUUGGUUCGGGAUCCUACGAUGUUGAUAUACGGAAUCUUACCUGUGGACCCGGUGGCCAUGGAAUUAGUAUUGGAAGUUUGGGCAAUCACAACUCACAUGCAUGCGUCUCAAACAUAACCGUCAGAGACUCAGUUAUAAAGUACUCCGACAAUGGAGUUCGGAUCAAAACAUGGCAAGGUGGGUUUGGUUCGGUCUCAGGCGUGACGUUCAACAACAUCCACGUGGAAUCAGUUCGUAACCCAAUAAUCAUUGACCAAUACUACUGCAUGACCAAAGACUGUGCUAAUAAAACAUCUGCCGUUUUCGUAUCUGAUAUUGCGUACCAAGGCAUCAAAGGAACUUAUGAUAUUCGAAGUCCUCCAAUGCAUUUCGGAUGCAGCGAUGCAGUUCCAUGCACAAAUCUAACUCUUUCUGGCAUCGAGUUGCUUCCUGCCAAAGGAGAAAUCGUUUUGGAUCCAUUUUGUUGGAAUGCCUAUGGAAUUGCGGAAGAGCUUUCGAUUCCUCCAGUUUUUUGUCUCAUGUCCGAUCCUCCCACGGCUUUGCAAGGUGCUCUUGUUGACAAAUGUGGUUAAUCAGAUCAUUAAUUGAUCAGUUAGGCUAUUCUCAUAAACUCUUACGUGAUUUUAGAGGAAAUGUAUAUAUGUAUGAGGAGAAUCAUUUUCUUGAUUCUUCGUUGAGGAGUGGCACAUUUUAUUUGCCUCUUCAAGUAUUUUAAAAACGUGUUUAAUUUUCAUUUGAUGAUUUUUGUAGUGUGUGUUUAACUAGUGAUGGAGUGCUAUGAUUUAU
Molecule: messenger RNA, 1678 nt
Organism: Eruca vesicaria subsp. sativa (arugula)
Lineage: Eukaryota; Viridiplantae; Streptophyta; Magnoliopsida; Brassicales; Brassicaceae
Source: the annotation of a GenBank genome assembly